Cornus florida is the source of this 2511-nucleotide messenger RNA. RefSeq names its product L-type lectin-domain containing receptor kinase VII.1. The coding region runs from base 116 to 2191 and encodes 691 amino acids. Gene Ontology annotation, molecular function: carbohydrate binding; protein kinase activity; ATP binding. Gene Ontology annotation, cellular component: plasma membrane. Lineage: Eukaryota; Viridiplantae; Streptophyta; Magnoliopsida; Cornales; Cornaceae. The record is from RefSeq and is a predicted model, not a curated record. The transcript has a single exon. Gene Ontology annotation, biological process: protein phosphorylation.
CCUGAGAAAAUCUAUCACGGCAUCAACUCUCAACUCUCAAGUCUUAUCAACACUCCCUCUCUCUCUCUCUCUCUCUAUCCUCCAUGAGAGGCAGCUCUGCUCCAUCUCUACCACAAUGAACAAACACCCAAAAACCCAUCUGUUCCUCUAUCUUCUCCGACUCAUCCUCUGCUUCCAACCCAUCUUCUCCACAGAUUUCCUCUUCAAUGGCUUCAAUUCCUCUGAUAUAUCCUUAUAUGGCAACGCCACAGUUGAUUCUCGAAUCCUCACUCUCACCAAUGAAUCAAGCUUCUCAAUCGGCCGAGCUCUGUACCCAUCAAAAAUCCUCACAAAAGGCCCGAACUCCUCACUGGUCCUUCCAUUCUCAACCUCCUUCAUCUUCUCCAUGGCUCCUUCCAAAAAGGUCCUCGCAGGCCAUGGAAUUGUCUUCCUCUUCGUACCCUUCACUGGCACCGAAGGCUCGAGCUCGUCUCAGAACUUGGGCUUCCUCAACUUCACCAAUAAUGGGGAUCCCAAUAAUCAUAUAUUUGGGGUUGAAUUUGAUGUUUUCAAGAAUGAAGAGUUCGAUGACAUUAGUGAAAAUCAUGUGGGCAUCAAUAUAAAUUCACUCAGAUCAGAGAUUGCUCAUGAGGCAGGGUAUUGGCCUGAUGGUGAUGAUGGUGGUCAAGAUGAGAAGAAUUUCAAGAAAUUGAAGCUCAAUAAUGGUAAAAACUAUCAAGUUUGGAUUGAUUAUUCUGAUUUUAGUAUUAAUGUUACUAUGGUUGUUUUGGGUACGAAGAGGCCUAAAAGGCCUCUUUUGAAUAUGUCACUUAAUCUAUCUGAUGUUUUUGAGGAUGAAAUGUAUGUGGGGUUCACUGCAGCCACAGGAAGAUUAGUUGAGAGUCAUAGGAUUUUGGGUUGGAGUUUUAGCAAUUCGAAUUUUUCGUUGAGUGAAGGAUUGAAUACUAAGGGAUUGCCAUCUUUUGAGCUUCCUAAGAGCUCGAUUUUUCGGUCAAAAGGGUUCAUUGCAGGUGUGACAGUGGGGCUUUUCUUUGUUGUUGUUAUGUGUUCUAUGGUUUCCCUGUCUUUGAUCAAGAGGAGGAGGAGGAGAGCGAGGGAGAGGGCGGAAAUGGAGGAAUGGGAGUUGGAGUAUUGGCCACAUAGAAUCACUUAUCAAGAGAUUGAGUCUGCAACAAAGGGGUUUUCGGAUAGAAAUGUGAUUGGAGUUGGAGGGAAUGGGAAGGUGUAUAAAGGUGUGUUGGCGGGAGGAGGAGAGGUUGCGGUUAAACGGAUUUCUCAUGACAACAAUGAGGGAAUGAGGGAGUUCUUGGCUGAGGUUUCGAGCCUUGGGAGGCUCAAGCACAGGAAUUUGGUGGGAUUGAGAGGUUGGUGCAAGAAAGAGAGAGGCAGCUUGAUUUUGGUGUAUGAUUAUAUGGAAAAUGGGAGUUUGGACAAGAGGGUGUUUGAGUGUGAAGAGAACAAGUUGUUGGGUUGUGAGGACAGAAUAAGAGUUUUGAAAGAUGUAGCUUCAGGGCUUUUGUACUUACAUGAGGGUUGGGAGGCUAAAGUGUUGCAUAGGGACAUUAAGGCCAGCAAUGUGUUGCUUGAUAAAGAAAUGAAUGGAAGGUUAGGGGACUUUGGGCUAGCCCGGAUUCAUGGACAUGGGGAAGUGGCUACCACCACAAAGGUGGUUGGAACCGUGGGGUACUUGGCUCCGGAAGUGUUUAGGAGUGGGCGUGCAUCAGCUCAAACAGAUGUGUUCGGAUUUGGGGUUUUGGUUUUGGAGGUAAUGUGUGGUAGGAGACCAAUAGAGGAAGGGAAACCACCUUUGGUAGAUAGGGUAUGGGAGUUAAUGGGGCGAGGCGAGCUAGUCAGCGCCCUUGAUGAGCGAUUGAAAGCUAAAGGAGGGUUUGAUGAAGAAGAAAUCGAAAGGAUUCUCCAUUUGGGGAUCUUGUGCACUCAUCCUGACUCGCAUGCUAGGCCAACAAUGCGACAAGUGAUGAAGGUUUUGGAAGGGAAUAAUGAGAAUUAUGACUCGGAAGGCGAGGACAUGGAUAAGUACUUGCUUGGAAAGAUGAAAUCUAAGGAAAUGUGGCUCAAUUAUUCUCAAAGUUCAAGCCAUGGUUCACACCCUACAUUUGAACAGAUGAGACAAGGCAUCUCUUCCUCAAUGUCACUCUCUUGGUCUGAUGCUAUUGUGGAAGGAAGGUGAAUGUACAGUAAUUACUAUAGAAUUCAUGGUUCCUGUUGGUUUGUGCCAAUUUUGUUGUGUUAGAAUGGAAGUGGUGAUGUUGGGACAAGUGGGGUCCAUAGAGCAUUUUUCAUAGAAUAGGAUUGGACAGGUUUGGCUUUUGGUUUUGUACAAUUCUGCUUAUGUUCAAUUCAUGUUUGUUAAAUUAGUUGUUGGAGAAGAGAUUUUAUUAAUUUUUACUCUACAGAAAGAGAAUUAGACUUAGAAAUGGUGGUGUACAAUGUACAUAAAUUAAAUUGAUGUGUAAUAAUAGCAAAAUGAACUUUAGAUUGUGAUUCCAA